AUGGCGGCUCCCGAGGAUCAGCGAACCGUGAUUCUUGUGAAUGUUUUCGUUGACCGAACAGUGAGGCUGCUCAACGCCUUCUCCGCGUCGUGCGAAUCUAAGCUCCAAUCGCUACACUUCCGAUUGGUGGAAAUUGACACACAUGUCACACUGCUAGAGGCCCAGAUCAGAAGCACUGGCCUGCACACAGCCAAUGGGAGAUCAGCACUUGCCAGGGAGGCACAUUUGAGGAACAAGAAGUUAGCUUCAGCAGCUGUCGGAUCUACAGUAACUUCUACAGUGAUCUCCGCUGCUACUAACGCAGCUGCUACUAACGAGUCUAUUGCACAUGCAGCAGAUACAGAGCCGCCAAUUACAGCUGCAACUGGAGAAGUUUCGCCUGCAGCCGAGUCAGCUUCAGCAGGCGAGAAGCUCACACCUCCACUCGAUUCAAAUGUUCCCGCUGUAAUAACAUCGAGUUUAGUCACACCUCACAGUAGUGAAGGGCAGAAUCAGCCAGUUGGUAAGCCUGCGAGCAACGCAGUAUCGGUGGAGUCGGGAAAAGCUGCAGCAGCUGCAGCAACUGAAGCAGAAGCAGCAGCAGCAGCAGCAGUGGUGGUGGUGGAUAGACUAGCAGCAACAGCAACAGGAGGAAAAGCACCUGAUCAGGAGUAA
Molecule: messenger RNA, 654 nt
Organism: Closterium sp. Yama58-4
Lineage: Eukaryota; Viridiplantae; Streptophyta; Zygnematophyceae; Desmidiales; Closteriaceae
Source: the annotation of a GenBank genome assembly